AUGGGAAAGCUCAACUUCGCAGCACUCCGGGUCCGGCAGACUGCCCUCCUACAGCAAAAGAACGGUAAAAUUACCAAUGAACCAUGCUGGGUCAACGUUCUUAGAGAUAUACCACCCUCGAGCGUGCUGGUACGAAACCUGCCGCAGCAACACACUCUUACCAGGCAAAGAGUGAAGACAAUUCCUGGAAAGUCAAAGCCGCAAAUCGUCGUGGAGACUCGUCCCAGCCGUCGUCCGAAAUCGAAGAAGCCCAGCCGCAUGUUUCAACCGGUGAAGAUGGAAUUCGAGGAAGACCUGCUCCGAAGGGAAUUUUACCGUGACCAUCCCUGGGAGCUUGCACGGCCCAGAGUGGUGUUGGAGACGGAUGGAAAAGACCAUCGGAAUCAGGAUUGGAACAAGAUGCAACAAGACAGGAAGCGUGCUGACGGAGAAAGUGUCGUCCAGAGACAAUUACAUCUCCUCAAUACGGUGCCCGAUAUAACAAAAGAAGCCGCAUAUGACAUUGCUCGCCGGGAAUUUUACAAGAUUCGACUUCAGGAGGACGUUGAGAGGAGGAUUGCCCAAGAGGAGGCCAGAGCAACGGGCGCCUACUUCGGACUCGACAUGAUAACUGUCGGAAUGGAGCUCGAAAACCAAGAAUAUGAUCGCUGGAAGACAUGGGCUGAAACUGAGGUUAUAAUGCAGCAGGGCAGGAGCGCCGCGUUCGCUGGCACCGAGCUCACGGAAGCAGAAAUGGAGCCAUCAGCGACUGGCGGUGACCUGAGUGCCUCCGAGUCUGAGCUGCUGGAGUCCAUCAAACCGCUCCGUGGUUGA
This is a messenger RNA of Arthroderma uncinatum, 813 nucleotides long. RefSeq names its product mitochondrial 37S ribosomal protein RSM25. Gene Ontology annotation, cellular component: mitochondrial small ribosomal subunit. The record is from RefSeq and is a predicted model, not a curated record. NCBI's taxonomy places the organism in Eukaryota, Fungi, Ascomycota, Eurotiomycetes, Onygenales, Arthrodermataceae. Gene Ontology annotation, molecular function: structural constituent of ribosome. The transcript has 2 exons. Bases 1 to 813 code for a protein of 270 amino acids.